AUGAUGGCAUCCUGUUCACCGUUUAAUAAGCACAUCUUUCUUAAUGGCGGCCCGCCGAGUGAGACGACGAGCGAAAUUUCGUCGGUCGAAAGUGAUUGGGGCGAUCUGCGGCUGAUUGCGGGCCAGCUGGGCAUCGCCAAUCCGGACGAGCUGCACGUCGAGCGCUUCAAGGUGGACCGGCAGAAGCUUGAGGAGAUGAUCAAGGUGGAAACAUAUUCAGAGGGAAUGAAUAGUGCCGAGGAGUUCUUCACGAAUAUAAUGAAGGAAACUACCACCUACGUCAGCUGGCCGUGUCGCUUGAAGAUUGGAGCGAAAACGAAGAAGGAUCCGCACAUUCGCAUUGUUGGCAACAUGGCGGACGUGAUGCGGGCGAAAGAUAAAGUUAUGGCGCGACUGGACUCGAGAGGAAGCCGUGUGAUCAUGAAGAUGGACGUCUCGUACACAGACCAUUCGUUCAUCAUUGGCCGCGGUGGUAACAACAUCAAGAAGAUCAUGGAAGACACGACCACGCACAUCCACUUCCCGGACUCGAACCGCUCGAAUCCGACGGAAAAGAGCAACCAGGUGUCGAUGUGCGGUAGCAUCGAGGGCGUCGAAAGGGCCCGUUCGCUGGUGCGCAACUCGACACCGCUGCUAAUCUCGUUCGAGCUGCCCAUUUUGGCACCGGGUAAGACUCCGCCGGACAACGAUACACCGUACGUGAAGGAGAUUGAAGCGGAGUACGGGGUGCAGGUGAUCUUCUCGACACGGCCAAAGCUCCACUCAUCGCUGGUGCUGGUGAAGGGCUCGGAAAAGGAGGAACAGAUGGUGAAGGAGGCCACCCGGCGGCUGAUGGAUCUGAUGUGCGAGAACAUUGCGAGCCAGAUACCGGUCCAGAUGCAGCUGGAAAUCUCCACGCAGCACCAUCCGAUCGUGCUCGGGCGUGCGUCAAGCAAUCUGCGGGAAAUUAUGAACCGAACCGGCACCCAGAUUAUGUUCCCGGAUGCGAACGAUGUGAACAUAAAGCCAAUCAAGCGCUCCCAGGUGACCAUUACCGGCUCGAUAAACGGUGUCUAUUUGGCGAGGCAGCAAUUAAUCGGAAGCCUUCCGAUUGCGCUCAUCUUCGACUACCCGGAUAACACGGUUGAUUCAGAGGAAAUCACCAACCUAAUGCUGACGCACGACGUGUUCAUCUCCGUGCGCCAAAAGUCUCGCCAGAGCACGCUCUGCAUCGUGAUCAAGGGUAUCGAAAAGUUCAUAGCAAACAUCUACGAUGCACGCCACCAGCUGCUGAAGUCCGUCGGGCCGCGGGUCGUCGCCGAAGUACCGCGUGCGUACUUCGGUCCGAACGAGCACGCUCACCAGACUUCGCAAAACAUCUCGGCCUUGCUGGCCGGUCCGGUGGCACCUCCGUUUUCACCACUAUCGCCCAUCAAUCCGUUACCGUUCGUUAGCUGGCCAACUGCAACGUUGGGACCGUCGUCUCUCGGAACUCUCCCGCCAGCAGCACUAUCCGCGGCAGCUGGACUGCCGACGGCCGAGUUUGCCUUCAAUCACCUGCGGAACCAGUUCCAGAGCUUUAACAUGCACAGUUCCGGUAAGCUUCAGACGGUCCCACACCAGUUGCACCCACUGUCGAUGCCACCCGGGCUAGAACGCACUCUCGGAGCAGGCAGCUCGUGUAGCAAGUCCGCUGGCCAUCUGAACAGCCACCAUCUCCUGUCGGUACCAACGGGGCACGGCACCUCGUCCUAUCUGCAUCAUCAACAGCAUCAGCAUCAACAUCAGCACCAUCAGCUGGCACAUCAUCAUCAUCAUCAGCAGCAGCAGCAACAGCACCAUCAACACAGCCAUCAGCAGACGCACGUUCCGUUCUCCGGUGGCAACGUACCGAGCUGCACGGGAGGCAAUUCGGCCAGUCUGACGACGAGUCUCACGACUAGCCAGGCCAACAGCAGCCACAACGACAUCCACUCAAGUGGCUACCAAAGUCUGAACUGCUCCAGUAACUCUCUCGACCAACAGUAUCACAGUAGCUUAUCGACGGGUGUUUCGUCCAGCUCGCUCAUCAACGGGUCUCCAUCGUCAUCGUCCGUCGACCAUCAGAGCCCGAGUGUGUCCGGGACCAGUGGGCUCAACCGCUGUCGACACGUCACCUGCACCCCGGAAAGCCCCCAUUAUUCGUCAGACAUCGACCAACGGACACCGCUGGCGUUCGAGCAGAAGAACUCACUUAAGGAUUCGUUCCUGUUUAACCUUGACCCACGAGUCGUGGCCGGCUACAAAGCGAUGCACGCGUCGCCGCAGCAGGGCGAAGUACGCACUCCGACAUUGUCCUGGCAGGGCCUGGGAUUAAGCCAGUCGUCGCCGGCCCCCCUCGAGGCGUGUGAUCUGAGCUGGGCGAACAGCAGCAGCUCGAGCACUAGCGCCGGAACUGGUGGAUCCGGCGGCAGCGGCGGGACAAACAGCUCGCCCAGCAGCGGCCCGAACGACUCGCGGCACAACAUGACGACCACUAUCAUCGAGGUGACGCCGCGCCAUCAGCGCGAACAGCUGUCACAGUACAACGACGUCACCACCAUCCUGACCGGACUGGGGCUGGAGCACUACAUCAAGAACUUCGUCAACGGCGAGAUCGACAUGACCGUCUUUCAGACGCUCACCGAUCAGGACCUGCUGAAUCUGGACGUGAAGCCGCUGGGCGCGCGCCGUCGAAUACUGAUGGCCAUUCACGACAUGGGCAUCCGCCCGGGCAGUGGUAGAUUGUUCGGAACGGGCACGCCGUCCCCUUCGUCCGUGCUUUCAACGUCGAUGUCUCGCUUUUCUGGAUCUGCCGCGCCGGGUGCAGAGCGACGCACUUCCACCAGUGGCCAAUAG
Messenger RNA from Anopheles bellator, 2856 nucleotides. RefSeq names its product protein bicaudal C (gene BicC). Gene Ontology annotation, molecular function: protein binding; RNA binding. Gene Ontology annotation, cellular component: cytoplasm. The record is from RefSeq and is a predicted model, not a curated record. NCBI's taxonomy places the organism in Eukaryota, Metazoa, Arthropoda, Insecta, Diptera, Culicidae. Bases 1 to 2856 code for a protein of 951 amino acids. The transcript has 8 exons.